Molecule: messenger RNA, 2952 nt
Organism: Galendromus occidentalis (western predatory mite)
Lineage: Eukaryota; Metazoa; Arthropoda; Arachnida; Mesostigmata; Phytoseiidae
Exons: 14
Coding region: 365-1411 (348 amino acids)
Source: RefSeq, a predicted model, not a curated record
AGGCUCCGCUUCAGAUCGCCCGUACCGCUUCCGAACGCGAAAACUGUUGUUUCGAAUAUAAACCGUUCUACUGUGAAUCCGAACUCCCUUCCCCGCCCUCCGGGAUCUCAGGCAUCGAGGACUUUGUGUCGACAGUUGUUCAACUCGACCGAGUUCUUCACGGAAUCUCCAUCCACGGAGCCGAUCGGAGUACUUUUCGGCUCUUUGCCGCCGCUCGAAUCCGGCGACAGCAACAACCACCAUCACCGACAGAAUCAAAACAAGAACAUCAGAAUAAUCAUCAGGCUGCGGAAAGCCUCAAGUGAAAUACAGAGCAAAUUACAUUCUCCGCGUCGAGGCAAAGGAUAAGCAGUCGGCAGGCAUCAUGAGUGACCAGAUCGAUGCCGAGGAUGUCAAGAGCAUCGAAGUUACUACCAAGAACUGCGGCAAACUCCACGUCCAUGUCCAGGGUGAUAUCGAGAAUCUGGAGAAGAAAGCCGUUUUCCUGACCGUUCAUGAUAUCGGAAACAAUCAUUCAUCUUUCCACGACUUUGUCGAUCACCCUUGUAUGUCCGAGAUUAAGCAGAGAUCCGUUUUUAUCCACGUCGACAUCCCGGGUCAACAUGACAACUCUGACGACCUACCUAACGACUUCAACUUCCCCACCAUUCAGCAAAUCGGAGAAGACCUGGUUCAGGUCCUGGACCACCUCAAAAUCAAAAUUGUGGUGGGAUUCGGUGAGGGUGCUGGAGCCAACAUACUGGUCCGCUUCGCGCUCGCCCAUACAUCGCGAAUCCUGGGACUGGUCCUGAUCCAUCUCAUAGCCACCGGAGUCGGCAUGAUGGAAUACUUCAAGGACAGGUUCCUCAACUGGAAGCUCUCCAGUGUUGGUAUGGAUCAAUCAGCAGAACAAUACCUGGUUUAUCACAAAUUCGGUGCCCAUCUCGAGAUGGUUGAUAACAAAGAGACCCUCAUCUCCGAGUACACCGAGAAAUUGAAGAAACAAGUGAAUCCGAGGAACCUCAAGAAAUAUGUUCAAUCGUACAUGAACCGCAAGGACAUCAGCGCUCUCAUUGCGAACAGCUUAAGAAAUGUUGAUAUCCUGCUGGUCACAGGCAGCAAAGCUGCCUAUGCGGCGGAUGUAGAGAAGGAAUACCAGAAGAUGGGCAAGGAGAAAACAUCCAUCCUAAAAAUCAACGACGUCGCUGAUGUCAUGCAGGAAGCUCCCGAGAAACUAGCCCAAAGUCUCUUACUCUUCGUCAAGGGACUGGGAUUCCUGACCUCCAUCACCCUCCCGGGUGUAGAAAGGCAGAGAACCUUCUCCGGGGGUGACCACAAGAUGCUGGGCGCUGUCGGCCGCCGAAGGACGCUUUCGAUGGAGGAGUACGACCUUCCUCGAGCUCGCAGGACCUCGCUUACAGCAAACAAGUAGAGAAUAGAGUUGAAGUGUCUUGUUUUCUCUCCAAACGUCACUCACAAUCGGCCGAAUAUGUCUUCAUUACGGCCACGGAUGUUCGGAUCUGAAUGACCUCGGCGAUCUAUCAUUCUCAGAAAGCGAGCAGUCAUUGAGUUCAUGAAAUUCAAUUGCCGAGUUUCUCAUUUUCGAAUGCUUCGAAUACCCAGAGCUCGAUUCCUUUGAUUACAUGAUGUUUGGCGAAAACAUGGCCCGUGCUCACCGAGAACAAGAGCCGAAAUGGGAUAAGCGAAAUGGGACUGGCGCUUUCGACGAGAGUUUCAAAUACUGUUACUCUAUUCGAUUCAUUGACAGCGGCCUUCCGGCGCCCGCAGUUUGUGUUCCUAAACCCUGUCAGACAGAACCUACAUGAACCCCCAAUUCUUGUCGCGUGCGACUCGCGUCGAUCAAGAUAUUUGUUCCGUUUUUCACUCGAAAUGUGGAAUUGAUGGCUGGUGUGCUAUCAUUCGCCGCCACCGUGAUCACUUAUAUAAUUGUAUACGCAAUCAAGCUUCCCGCGUCCUGCACCACUGCGUUCAUCGGUGGUCUUCCGAAGUCUCCAUAUGUCCAGCGCAUUUGUUCUAGCUUCGAGCCGAUCGUCAUUCGACGAUACCUUAGAAGCUUUCGUCCUCCCCCGCCCGCUCCAUGAAUCUAUCGAAAUCCAACCAUGAAUCUUAGCGACCCGACGAUAGGAAUCGGGAUGAGUUGCUUUCUUACGGAAUGUUCAUCGGAUCCGUGGCAGUACGGUGCUGAAACAGGCACAACUGAGUGGGCUCAUUCUCAUAGCAUGUGAAAAGAGGUCCUCAGAUUAGCCGAGUCAGCUGCCUGAGAGGUUACUCGUCCGAUUUUCCGAGUUCACGAAUAACUCGGAUCCCUUUUUCUGAUAAUCGCUUUUAGAGACUCAUGACCGCGCAAAACACCACGCCGUCCGAUUCAGAGGCGGCGUUAUUCCUGACAAGUGACUUUAUGUCGCAUAUAUACAAGCCUUAUCUCGCAUGGAAAAUGAGUAUGACGGGAGAGACGCCGUCAAGCAGGAUUCCGGAUCGGCACGUACAGAUACCCAAACUGCCACGCACUGUCGUGGGAUCAAAACCAAUUGAUUGGCCGCAUGAUCUACAAUUUGAUAGAUAUUUUAGAGAAAAUGUUAACGAUAGUUGAUGAGGGUGAGUCAAUCAGAGGCGAUCCCUGAGCGGGAGUAGAAUGAACAUUGUUUAGCGGAAUACCCUGUUAUCAGUUGGACAAUAUUGUACUGAGUCAGCAAUUACUUAGGCGGACUGGCCUCGGCAACCAAAAACACGAUAUGGCGAUUGGCACGAUAGAUCUAUGUCGCGUUAAUUAAGCGCUUGGGAGCAGUGAUCGAAAAACAAACUUUGAACACAAGUCGGAUAUUCUUGCGAUAAAUAUCGUUUGGCGAAAAUUCUGCAGUUUCGUUGGACGAUUGACGUUUUGUAGACUUUUCUUUGACACUAUUCUCGUUCUGUAAUAGUUUGCCGUCGCAAUAAAGAUAUCUUGAGUGAGAA